Molecule: messenger RNA, 504 nt
Organism: Parascedosporium putredinis
Lineage: Eukaryota; Fungi; Ascomycota; Sordariomycetes; Microascales; Microascaceae
Source: the annotation of a GenBank genome assembly
AUGCUGCAGGAGGGGGACGAGCCUCAAGAGGGCUCGAGGAAAUCCAUCAUUGCCUGCCAUUCUUGCCGAAAACGAAAAGUAAAGUGCGAUCGCGAAUAUCCUUCAUGUCAAGUUUGCGAACAGACAGGCCAGGAUUGCAACUAUCCUCUGAAACCCAAGAAACCCGGUCCAAAGAUAGGUUCCCUCCAGCGGCAAAAGAGACGGUACCAAGAGAGGCAGAUGCAGCAGAAUGGCGACCAGCCACUAUCACGCAAGUCCACGUCACCGCCGGGCCCUGCGGACGAGGAUCUAGACAUGCAUUCCGCCAUCGACCUAGAUGGCGAAGAUUCCGAUUCCCAGAUGGGGAAUGUGCGGAACCCCGAGUGGACUACCAAGAGACGCAACUCGAAACUGAACAUCAACAGCCUCUCCUUCAUUCUCCACCCAUCACACGAGGCCUCUACCCCGAAAAGGACUCAUCCUCCACUACCAAGGACACGCCAGAGCAUGAAAAGCAAGGCAUGA